Molecule: messenger RNA, 843 nt
Organism: Linderina pennispora
Lineage: Eukaryota; Fungi; Kickxellomycota; Kickxellomycetes; Kickxellales; Kickxellaceae
Exons: 1
Coding region: 1-843 (280 amino acids)
Source: RefSeq, a predicted model, not a curated record
AUGCUUCCGCGUCAAAAGGCCAUCUACGAAAACUUUCGCGUCCUCGAUUCCUCCGGCAGGCUGCUGUUCCGUGCCGGCCAGAAGCGCCUGGACUGGUAUCUCAGCCGCGGGCUGGCCAAGCGCAUCGACCCGGAAACCAUCCAGCUGACAUUCGCCAACAAAGGCGACGGGCGGCGCAACGAGCCGUUCUACUUGCAGGACAUGCAGAACAAGUGCGUGGUGUGCGGAUCCUCGCAGGCGCUGACGCAGCACCACAUCGUGCCAUACCAGUACCGGCAAUAUAUGCCCGAGGCAAUCAAGUCGCGGUCGUCGUAUGACCUGCUGCCGCUAUGCAUGAAGUGCCACGACACGUACGAGCGCAGUGCGAUCAAGUUCAAGCAGCACAUUGCAGCCUGCUUUGGCGCCCCAUUGGAUGGGGUUGGGUGGGAGGAGCGCCCCGAGAUCGGGCGGGCCGGGAAGGCGGCAGCGGCGCUUUUGAGCCGCAACGACAGGAUCCCGAACGCCCGCCUCGACCAGCUCAAGGACAUUGUGCGUGAUGUAGCCGCAUCCCACUGCUCGCUGCUGUCUGCCGACUCCCAGGCGCAGCUGCCGGACGCCGAUGCCGCCGAUCUACCAGACGUUCUCCGGGAGCUAUGCGAGCUCAAGGCGCGCGUGCGUGGGCCGGAAUUCCAGGACCACGGCGAGAUAGUCGUCGGCAUGCUGGCAGACAGUCAGCGAUGUGUCAGGCAUGUGUCAGGACUGCAGGCAGAUGUGUGCCGCGGGAGUUGGCGGCAUGAUUCGGGCGUGGCGGAAGCACUUUGUCGACUGCGCAUCGCCCCCGUCAUUUGCCCGACCACUGGGUAG